Messenger RNA from Cyclocybe aegerita, 1512 nucleotides. NCBI's taxonomy places the organism in Eukaryota, Fungi, Basidiomycota, Agaricomycetes, Agaricales, Hemipholiotaceae. The record is from the annotation of a GenBank genome assembly.
AUGUCGUCCUCCGAUCUACUGCCAACCCGGCUGAUCAUUGUCGAUGACACGGAUCCUGGUAUAAUCUACCAUGACAAUGGGUGGUUUCGAGACCAAGGCAGCCAUGAUGGUGACGGAACAUGGGGGCCUGCGUUUCAGAGCACAUUGCAUGGGACAAUUUCUAAUUCCUCGUUUUCGUUCAGCUUCAGCGGGACACAUGUACAAGUGCUAGGCUUCAACCAAAUUCGAAGCAACUCCGGGAUAGUGGACCCAACUGUCGAAUGCACCGUUGACGACAUUCCCGUGACAUCAACCGCCCCAAGUGCCCUCGUAGCAAACAACUGGCCCUUCUGCGGUCAAGAGGGUCUGUCUGAUGGCACUCACAACUUGACCGUCAGGGUGACCGUUACGAAUCGACAAACAUUUUGGUUUGACGCGAUCCGUUAUCACCCGUCGGCAGAUGUUCCACUUGACGAUAAGACCAUUCUAGUCGACUCGAAGGACCCUGCCUUCCAGUGGGGCAAUUUCUGGCGGCCAUUGGAUGGGUUUGCCAAUAUGUCAAUGGAAGACUCCGCGUUUGUGAGGUUCGAGUUCUACGGUGUAUCUCUGAGCUGGUACGGGGUCAGGGUCGCCAGCACGUUAUCUCGAGACGCUUCCACCGGUUUAUACAACCUCGACAAUGGAACUUUGGUGACAUUCUCUCUCAAGACCAUCCCAGUUGGCGCGCAACAAAGCUACAAUCAAAAAAUAUUCGAAACCCCGGUUUACCCGCCAGGAAAACAUGAGCUGUUCACAGUCUAUGCAGGAAUACGCGACCAAUCUCCUCUUACCCUCGACUAUGUUGUCAUCAAGAAUGGCAGCACAAGUGCGAAUAGCACAGUGACCACCAUCACUGCGCCCUCGACAGCAGAUCGCACUGCUCUGCCUUCGAGCGACACUGUUGUUUCCGAAUCGUCCAGGAAGUCGGUUGAUGCAGGCGUCAUUGUCGGCAGCGUUCUGGGCACCCUGACAUUUGUCGCUGUUGUCCUCCUUUCGAUCUGGUUCCUGCGUCGGCGAAGUCAAAGGCGACUCCAGCAGCAAAAAGAAGCAGCUUUGACAAAUCAGGCGAACAUUGUAGACCCAUGGUUCCAACCUGGCCCAAACCCCGACAUUGAGUGGAUACCCGAGAUGCAAAUUCUUCUCCGACCCGACUCACCCUCAAAUACAUCCGACAUGAGUCCCAACUUGAAGCACCGACACCUUAUCAACGCCUUCGGUAUUUGCGAGGAUGGAACUUACGAUCCUCGCCUCUCGCUUGUUGAUGGCAGCCCAUAUGCUAGUCAAUCCGGAUAUACGUCGGAGCAGGGAGGGUCGUCGACGUCAAGCAGCAGACGAGAUCAGGAGUUCGCAAAGCAUUCCAAGUCUCCUUUGAGAUACGGUUCCCCCUCACCUACCCCUUCACGCUUCGUUCUGCCACCAGAUAGCGGCGUACGCUUGCCUGCUGAGCCAGAUCAGAACGUCGUCGAAAUACCGCCAGUCUACACCCCUGGUUGA